AUGGUAGGCUCCAUUCUUCUCAAACGUAUUGGCAUCGCUUCCAUCAGGGCCUCUUCCUCUUUGCUAUCUCGAACUUGCCUACCUCCCUCAUCAAUACCAAACUCUUGGACAAGAUCUUUCAUCACUUCACCAACUUUAAACAACAAUGGCAAGAACAACAACAACAACAACAAGACCAAACAACAACAAGUCGCUACUUUGAAACUAGAUAAGCCUAUGUUGAUGCUAGCCUUCACUUGUAAAAAAUGUGAUACCCGUUCCUCCCACACCAUCUCAAAACAAGCCUACACAAAGGGAACUGUCAUGGUAUCUUGUCCAGGUUGUAAAAACAGACAUCUCAUAGCUGACCAUCUAAAGAUUUUUAACGAUAAUCACAUCACUAUUCAAGAUAUAAUGAAAUCAAAAGGUGAAAACGUAUCUCAAUCUACCGAUGAUCUGGUUUUCGAAGAUAUCCCUGAUAACUUGAAAAAUAUCAUAGGUCAUUACGCUAAAGAUGCCCCAAAGGAAAUGAAAGAUAAAUUAAAUAAUUCAAAAAUACAUACUCUACCACACAAAAGUUCAGAAUAA
Vanderwaltozyma polyspora DSM 70294 is the source of this 567-nucleotide messenger RNA. It is a transcript of the gene ZIM17, whose product is annotated as Zim17p. Gene Ontology annotation, cellular component: mitochondrion. Gene Ontology annotation, biological process: protein folding; protein stabilization; protein import into mitochondrial matrix. The record is from RefSeq and is a predicted model, not a curated record. Bases 1 to 567 code for a protein of 188 amino acids. Gene Ontology annotation, molecular function: protein-folding chaperone binding; zinc ion binding. The transcript has a single exon. NCBI's taxonomy places the organism in Eukaryota, Fungi, Ascomycota, Saccharomycetes, Saccharomycetales, Saccharomycetaceae.